AUGGCACAAAAGUCAUUGAGCGCCUAUGCUUAUGAAAAGGUCAUUCAAUAUGAGAUGAUGACUGCUGUCUAUGUAAUGGAACCUUGGGAAAAGACCCUGUUUAAUGCUGUUUUGCUUAUCAUUGUAUCCUUGUCGUUGGCCACCUUUUAUCAAUACACACCCAUCAUGCUGGGCAAGAUCGCUUCCUUGUUUUGA
Molecule: messenger RNA, 195 nt
Organism: Lichtheimia ornata
Lineage: Eukaryota; Fungi; Mucoromycota; Mucoromycetes; Mucorales; Lichtheimiaceae
Exons: 2
Coding region: 1-195 (64 amino acids)
Source: RefSeq, a predicted model, not a curated record